CUCUCUCCUCCGUACUCUGUGUUGGCGUUUUUAUGAUCAACUUAUUACUUUCCAUUUUUCUCUCUCCAAAGCCUCUGCUUACUCUGCUAGCUGUAGAGAAAGAGAGAGACAGAGAGUUGAGGCACAAAACAACAACAAAAAAAAAAAAAAAAACAGCAGCAGCAGAAGAGAUUAGAUUAGAUUAGAUCAUAUCAUAUAAUAUAUCAUAUAAAUAGAAGACAGGCAAAGUUUCGCUCAUCCCUCACGUACCCAUUACUCUCUCUCUCUCUCUCGCUAACUGCGGUGGGGACUCCACCACUUCAUACUGGGACCCAUGCAUUCCUCCUUCUCCUCCCUCCACCUUCUUCUGUAAUUUGGUCACCUUCUUCAAUCUCUCUCUCCUCUCUCUCUCUCUCUCUCUCUCUCACCACACACACAGAUCGAACCCAGCUAGCCAGAUUACAGAGCAGAAUUAGCUUGUGAAGAAAUUAAUCUACAUUGCACUUUUAGGUCCCAUAAUUAUUAUUCAUCCAUUUUUAUUUAUUUAUUUAUUUUCUAUGUGAGGUUGGGUUUGGGUAUCUUGGGAUGGGACGAUAAACAGAACAGAAUGGCCUAAAAAAAACAGGAUUUUUCAGGACAAAGGUGGUUCUUUUGAGAGAUUAUUAGAGGGGGAGGUGGUUGGUCACAUUGGAAGUUGGAUUUUCUGUUGGAUUUGUUGAUUUCACCACUUGGGUUUUGUUGGUGUUAGUGUUGGUGUUGUGGUCAUGGCGGACACUGGAGGAGGAAGACUUUUUGCUGGGUCUCACAUUAGGAAGGAGUUUGUGAUCAUCAAUGCUGAUGAGAUUGGACAGCAGAUUCAAUCUGUUCAAGAAUUGGGUGGGCAAGAAUGUCAAAUUUGUGGGGAUGAGGUAGAGAUUAAUGUAGAUGGAGAGCCCUUUGUUGCCUGCAACGAAUGUGCUUUCCCUGUUUGCAGACCUUGCUAUGAGUAUGAGAGAAGAGAGGGAAACCAGGCUUGUCCUCAGUGUAAAACAAGAUACAAGCGCAUCAAAGGUAGUCCUAGGGUUGAGGGUGAUGAGGAGGAGGAUGACAUUGAUGAUUUGGAGCACGAGUUUGAUUUUGCAAACCUUGAGGCUUGCAGCCCACAAGAACUGUUUGGGGAAAUGGUCUCUGCACAUUUUAACACUGCAUAUUGUGCCCACACUAAUACAUCUGAAACAGCCACACGCACACCCUCAGAACUUGGUUCUUCUUGUCCUCCUGAAAUUCCUCGCUUGACCUAUGAUGAAGAGGAUUCGGAUAUUUCUUCUAAUCAACAUGCUCUUGUUUUUCCCUCGUUUAUGGGUCCUGGAAAUAGAAGCCAUUCGGUCCCUUCUCCUGCUCCAUCCGUGUCUUCACAACCCAGAUCAAUGGUUCCAGAAAAGGACAUAGCUCUAUAUGGCUAUGGGAGUGUGGCAUGGAAGGAACGAAUGGAGGAGUGGAAGAAAAGGCAGGGUGAUAAUCUUCAGGUGGCCAAUCAUCAAGGAAGUAGUAGUGGUUGGGACCUUGACGGGGAACUAGAUGAUGUUGACUUGCCUAUGAUGGAUGAAGGCAGGCAGCCACUGUCAAGGAAGUUGCCCAUUUCUUCAAGCAAGAUAAGCCCGUACAGAUUGAUAAUUUUACUCCGUCUUGUAAUUCUUGGCUUCUUUUUUCAUUAUAGAAUUCUCCAUCCAGUUCAUGAUGCGUAUGCCCUGUGGUUGACAUCUGUUAUAUGUGAAAUAUGGUUUGCGGUAUCAUGGAUUCUGGAUCAAUUCCCAAAGUGGUCCCCAAUAGAGCGAGAAACGUACCUUGAUCGGCUAUCACUUAGGUAUGAAAAAGAAGGGAAGGCAUCUGAAUUAGCUGAUAUAGACAUCUUCGUAAGCACAGUUGAUCCUCUGAAAGAACCUCCACUAAUCACAGCAAACACCGUUCUAUCCAUCCUUGCAGUGGAUUAUCCGAUUGAGAAAGUUGCAUGCUAUGUCUCAGAUGAUGGUGCUGCCAUGCUUACUUUUGAAGCACUUUCUGAGACAUCUGAAUUUUCUAGGAAAUGGGUUCCCUUUUGCAAAAAAUUUAAAAUUGAGCCUCGGGCACCAGAAUGGUAUUUUUCUCAGAAGAUUGACUACUUGAAAAACAAAGUUCAUCCAGCAUUCGUGAGGGAACGGCGUGCAAUUAAGAGAGAAUAUGAAGAAUUUAAAGUUCGGAUAAAUGCAUUGGUUUCCAUGGCACAAAAAGUUCCCGAGGAAGGUUGGACAAUGCAGGAUGGAACUCCAUGGCCUGGGAACAAUGUCCGUGACCAUCCUGGCAUGAUUCAGGUAUUCCUUGGUAGUGAUGGUGUUCGUGAUGUCGAAGGAAAUGAGUUGCCACGUUUGGUCUAUGUUUCUCGUGAGAAAAGGCCAGGGUUUGACCAUCAUAAAAAAGCUGGGGCUAUGAACGCUUUGGUGCGGGUUUCAGCAAUUAUCUCUAAUGCUCCUUAUCUUUUGAAUGUCGACUGUGAUCACUACAUUAACAAUAGCAAGGCACUUAGAGAAGCCAUGUGUUUCAUGAUGGACCCCAUUUCAGGAAAGAAAGUUUGCUACGUGCAGUUUCCACAAAGAUUUGAUGGGAUUGAUCGUCAUGAUAGAUACUCAAACAGGAAUGUUGUAUUUUUUGAUAUCAACAUGAAGGGGUUAGAUGGUUUGCAAGGACCGAUAUAUGUUGGAACAGGGUGUGUUUUCAGAAGGCUAGCACUUUAUGGAUAUGAUGCUCCUGUGAAGAAGAAGGCCCCUGGAAAAACAUGCAACUGCUUGCCAAAGUGGUGUUGUCUAUGUUGUGGGUCCAGAAAGAAUAAGAAAGGAAAGUCAAAGAAGGAUAAGAGGAAGAAGAAAAUGAAGCACAGGGAUGCAUCAAAGCAGAUACAUGCACUUGAAACCAUUGAAGAGGGAAAUGAAGAAAUAACUUUGGAAAAUUCAACCCAUAUUUCCCAAGUAAAACUCGAGAAGAAAUUUGGGCAAUCUCCUGUAUUCAUAGCUGCCACACUUCUGGAGGAUGGCGGUAUACCUCAGGAUGCUGGUUCAGCAGCACUCUUGAAAGAAGCCAUUCAUGUUAUCAGCUGUGGUUAUGAAGACAAAACAGAGUGGGGAAAAGAGGUUGGGUGGAUAUAUGGGUCGGUGACGGAAGAUAUUCUAACAGGAUUCAAGAUGCACUGCCAUGGUUGGCGGUCUGUGUAUUGUAUGCCUAAGAGGCCUGCAUUCAAGGGGUCAGCUCCCAUCAACCUCUCAGAUCGUCUUAACCAGGUUCUUCGAUGGGCCCUGGGAUCUGUUGAGAUUUUCCUAAGCAGACACUGUCCAAUCUGGUAUGGCUAUAGGGGCGGAUUGAAAUGGUUGGAACGCUUCUCCUAUAUUAACUCAGUCGUCUAUCCUUGGACUUCCAUUCCCUUGAUAGUUUACUGUACCCUUCCAGCCAUCUGUCUUCUCACUGGGAAAUUCAUUGUCCCUGAGAUCAGCAACUAUGCGAGCGUUGUGUUUUUGGCCCUCUUCAUAUCGAUUGCUGCAACUGGUAUCCUUGAAAUGCAAUGGGGAGGUGUUGGAAUAGACGACUGGUGGAGAAAUGAGCAGUUCUGGGUGAUUGGCGGUGUUUCGUCACACUUCUUUGCUCUCUUCCAGGGUCUACUUAAGGUUUUGGCUGGGGUUAGCACCAACUUCACUGUUACCUCCAAAGGAGGAGAUGAUGGGGAAUUUUCUGAGCUUUAUCUCUUCAAGUGGACAUCACUACUAAUCCCUCCCACAACUUUGCUGAUUAUAAACAUUGUUGGGGUGGUCGUUGGUGUCUCAAACGCCAUUAAUAACGGAUAUGAUUCGUGGGGCCCAUUGUUUGGUAGGCUAUUAUUUGCUAUAUGGGUCAUUGUGCACCUUUAUCCUUUCCUUAAAGGAUUACUUGGGAAACAAGAUAGGAUGCCUACAAUUGUUUUGGUCUGGUCAAUUCUCCUUUCUUCAAUAUUAACCCUUUUGUGGGUCCGAAUCAACCCAUUUGUUUCAAGAGAUGGUCCUGUGCUCGAAGUGUGCGGGUUGAAUUGUGACUAAAAAAGAUGGUUUUACCCAGAGGAGCAACGGAUUUGGAUUGUUGACCACCAACCUGCCACUUGAAUAUAUUUUUAUUGGGGCAUGGUUUGCAUCAUGAUAAGAAACAUAUCACGUUGUCGGUACAGGAACAGCUUUGGUGGGGAGGAGCGUACUAGGGAGGGAGGGAGGGGAGUGUAGUGUAGAGUUGUGUUGUGUUUGUGUUUGUGUUUGUAGAUAUGGAUCGGAGAGCAACAAGAGCUGGUAUAAUAUUUUUGUUUUGCAGCAGUGGUUUCAUUGAUUCUUUUGUUAGAUAAACUAUCUUUGGAGUUUUUGGUUUUGUUGUAUUGUUUCUUGUGGAUAUUAUUAGAUCAUAAGUUGUGGCUUCAUGUCUCUGAGAAUUUAUUCAUUCUAAAUUUCAUUUUUGCUCCUUUUGCCCACUUGGAAA
Molecule: messenger RNA, 4476 nt
Organism: Camellia sinensis
Lineage: Eukaryota; Viridiplantae; Streptophyta; Magnoliopsida; Ericales; Theaceae
Product: cellulose synthase A catalytic subunit 6 [UDP-forming]
Biological process (GO): cellulose biosynthetic process
Cellular component (GO): membrane
Molecular function (GO): cellulose synthase (UDP-forming) activity
Source: RefSeq, a predicted model, not a curated record